AUGCAACCAUACUCAAGAUCCGGCGGUACCAGAAAGUGCUUUUACGAAUUCCAAACUUUAGUGGCAUGCUACACUUCUGCUGACACGGAAACCAAGAAAGCAUGCACACCUCAAUUUGAAGAUUAUUCCGAAUGCUUACAUGGAUUCAAAGAAAGAGAAAGAACAAGACUUAUGUUACAACAAUUGAAGGAUAACGAAAAAACUAAGAGUGGUGUCACUGCAUCAGAUUUAUAUAAGCAAUCGGGAUCUGUGUACGAAAACUUGGACUUAGUUUCCAAAUAA
Messenger RNA from Debaryomyces hansenii CBS767, 282 nucleotides. RefSeq lists its product as uncharacterized. The transcript has a single exon. Gene Ontology annotation, biological process: mitochondrial respiratory chain complex I assembly. Lineage: Eukaryota; Fungi; Ascomycota; Pichiomycetes; Serinales; Debaryomycetaceae. The coding region runs from base 1 to 282 and encodes 93 amino acids. The record is from RefSeq and is a predicted model, not a curated record.